Molecule: messenger RNA, 1466 nt
Organism: Colletotrichum navitas
Lineage: Eukaryota; Fungi; Ascomycota; Sordariomycetes; Glomerellales; Glomerellaceae
Exons: 1
Coding region: 255-1328 (357 amino acids)
Biological process (GO): nuclear DNA replication; mitotic DNA damage checkpoint signaling; mitotic DNA replication checkpoint signaling
Cellular component (GO): nucleus; spliceosomal complex
Molecular function (GO): nucleic acid binding; zinc ion binding
Source: RefSeq, a predicted model, not a curated record
CUUCACGACCCCGCUGUUCCGAAUCCGGACUGGCGUCAGUGCCCUUACCUGGCACUUGCACCUCCACUAUUCAGCUGACAGCUGCGCUGGGUUGGUCGCGUCGGUUGCUUGCCGCAAUCUUGAGCAAACGAAUGACUUCAUCCCCUUUGAAUUCUUCAACAUUGGCAAGCCAUUGACUGUGACCACGAUCUCCAACCGCCUCGGAGAGGAAGUCGCAUACAAGCUGGUCUCGCGAAGACGCAUCAACACCCACUAUGGCCGACGUCCGAUCACUCCUCCGUCAGCAGCGCGCUGCCAGACGAAUCGAGCACCCUCAUGCUGCCUACUCGGAUGCGGACAAGCUUCUCUGCACCCUCUGUCACGAGCCAAUCAAGUCCGAAUCACUUUGGGACGGCCAUGUCCGCGGUUCAGGACACGUGGCAAAAUUCAAAGCUGUACAGAAAGCAUUCACCGACACGAAUGGUUCGGCAGCCGCAGAUAAUGCGCCGUCGAACAAGCGGAAACAUGACUCGGACGAGGAUAUGGAAGACGAUGAUACGGCAGAUGCUGUACGGAAGAAGCGAAGCAAGACCAAUAUGAGCACGCCUGCACGAUUGUCCCUCGGCGAGUCGGAUCGAGACCCUAAAGAUGUGACCCUCACACCGCCGUCGCUGAAUCGUCAGACGUCGACAACACCUGUUCAAGGCGUCGAGAUACAGAUUCCCUCGCGGCCCCAUACCCCAGCGUACAAGGACGGAGCAUCUUCGAACUCAACACCCUUAGUGCAGCCAGUCGGCCCCUCGCCGCUGGUUCCGCAGGAGCCGACGUUGGGAAGCUCUGUUGCAGCAAUACCACCUGCACAUGAGAAUGGCGCAACGUCGAAAGCUGAAUCGAAUGGAGGUCAGGUGGAUGAAGACGAGUGGGCGGCCUUUGAAGCGGAUAUUGCAGCAGCCACAGCGCCCUAUUCGGAAGAUGCUGUGAUUGCUGCCCCGGCCAUGACGGCGGAGGAGACCGCGGUGGCGGCGAAGACCGAAGAAGAAGAACAAGACAAGAGGCGUCUUGCCGCCGAGAAGGACCUCAUGGAUGAGAAGGAGGAAGCUGCAAGAGCUUUAGAGACGGAGUUUGAGGACAUGGAGGAGCUCGAGGCCAGAGUUCGAAAGUUGAAGGAGAAACGUGAGGCAUUGAGGAGACAGAGCGAUGCGGGCUCCGCCGCGCCUGCUGAUAAACUCAUCAGCAAGGCUGCUGAAGCUGCUGGGAAGGAGAAUGUAGAAGCGGUCCGUGAGGAGGAUGAAGACGAGGAUGAGGACGAAGAUGAAGAUGACUUCAUGGGCUUCCGCUAUCGGUCAUGACGACGCGUCUCCCAUGCUGUCGUCCCUCUACUGAAGUAUGCAAACUGUUCAUCAGCGGCAAAUAGACGUCUUUGUGGUGUAUAACUAUUGUAACUUAAAACUUUCACUUCGGGUUCAUAAUACGACGUCCAAAGACGU